Anopheles maculipalpis is the source of this 2336-nucleotide messenger RNA. RefSeq names its product protein-glucosylgalactosylhydroxylysine glucosidase-like. The transcript is spliced from 3 exons. The record is from RefSeq and is a predicted model, not a curated record. The coding region runs from base 1 to 2322 and encodes 773 amino acids. Gene Ontology annotation, biological process: carbohydrate metabolic process. NCBI's taxonomy places the organism in Eukaryota, Metazoa, Arthropoda, Insecta, Diptera, Culicidae. Gene Ontology annotation, molecular function: catalytic activity.
AUGGCGCUUCGUGCGAUAAUCUCUGUGACUUUGCUGCUAACCGUGCUGGGGGUGCUCGUUGUAGCCCAGGGUGAUACAAGUGAGACGAAUUACAAAUUUCAAACCCGCCCACCGUUGCCGGACGCGUCCGUGAUGCCAACGUUGGCCAACGGUAACAUCGGGUUCGUAGCAUACGGUGAAUAUGUCCAUCUGAACGGUGUGUACAAUGGUUUGGGAGGAAAAUCGCACCGGGCACGCAUACCGAACUAUGGCAACAUUCAGCUCACGUCAUGCUCCCCCAAAAGCACCAGUGUAUCGGCCACCUGCACCUACCAGCUGGACAUGAAGGCGGGCAAGUUUGUGACCGUCGAUGAAGAUAUCCUAUAUCGAGUGGUGCACGAAAUGUACCCCCAUCGGUAUUAUGACACGAUUCUGGUGAACCGUAUCCGUAUUCAGCGUUUAGGCUCGCAGGGUGUUAUACAGGCUCGGUUGGAACAGAUUCCCGGACUGCUAAGUGACGAUUUCACCUGGUCACCGGCCACCGAAUUCACAAUGUCCGGACAGGUGUACAAAGUGCAGUGCGGUGUAACGGUGGAGGUAGAGCAGUCGACUGUGCAAUCGUUUGGCCACAGUGUUUGCGUGACCUAUCCGACCAUCCCGGAGUAUGUGCAGAUUGCACCGGACACCAUGGCGCAAGAGUUUCUGUUCUUUACCGCUUUCACUAUGACGGCGGAGGAUGGAAACCGACAGAUUCAGGCGAUUUCCGGGAUCACCAACUCGCUGGAAGAAACCAUGCACAUGAGAGAGAUGGAUAGGCUUUGGGAGCGUUACGGCAUUACGGCUGAAGGAAACAGUGAACUUGACCGUGUGAUCAAGGCCAGUGCGUUCUAUCUGUUCAGCUCCCUGCCAGCACAUCAAGUAGCGACAUCGGUGGGACGCUAUCCCUUCUAUGGACUUGCGCCGGCCGGUCUUGGGCGUGGUGGGCUCGUGGAGCAGGAAUACCAGGGUCACAGUUUCUGGGAUACAGAAAUUUGGAUGUACCCGUCGAUUUUGCUGCUGGAUCCGAUUAAUGCCGCGAACGUACUGAGCUAUCGUACCACCGUCGCUGGUGGCGCACGCAUGAACGCCAUGAAGAACGAAUUCAACGGCAUACAGUUCCCCUGGGAGUCGGCAUUUACCGGUACCGAGGUAACGCCCGACUGUUGCCCAGAGGUGGUCGAUUACCAGCAUCACAUUACGGCUGAUAUUGUGUUUGCGGCACGCCAGUACUUCUACGCCACCGGCGAUCUGAAUUGGUUGAGGACACAGGCCUGUCGGCUUGCAGCGGAUUCAUCACUCUUCUGGCUGAGCCGAGCGGUGUACAACAAUGUGACUGAUUUGUACGAAAUCCGUAACGCUAUGGGACCGGACGAGGAUCAUCCGAACGUGACGAACAAUGCGUUUACGAAUGUGAUGGCCGCGCACAAUCUGUUCUUUGGUGAAUUUGCAUCGUGCUACUGCCGGGAUAGUUUGGUUAAUGAGAGUGUCCGUAAGGAGCUGCUGAUGGUAGCUAGAGGUCUAACGCUGCUGUACGAUGCGGAGGGUGAUUUCCAUCCACAGUAUGAAGGAUAUCAGACGGGCACUCCGAUCAAACAGGCCGACACGGUACUCUUGAUCUAUCCUCUGCAGUAUCCGAUGAAUGUCUCGACGAAAGCCAACAAUCUUCUGAAAUACUCGCAAGUUACGCGUGAGAAUGGUCCCGCAAUGACAUGGGCUAUCCACACGAUCGGUCAUCUGGAGCUUAAUCAGCUGCAAGAAGCGGGCGCUAUGUUUGAUAAGAGCUAUCGCCAAUAUCUUCGCGCACCGUUCAACGUGUGGAGCGAGAAUGGUAACAAUGAGCCAGGGGCUGGCAACUUCAUAACCGGUGCCGGUGGCUUCCUACAGUCCAUCAUCAACGGGUACGCCGGUGUUCGGCUGCAUCAGGAUCGGUUGGAAAUUAAAAACACUCGUCUAACGCCCAACACCGGUGCACUGCACCUUCCAACCAUCGAGUAUCGUGGCGUACAGUUUUCGCUAACGGUCAGAGCUAGUGCGUUUACCAUCAACAUUAAAAAGACGGGUCAAGCAGAUCUGAAGCUGAUCGUUGACCAGAAACAGGAGUCUAUCUGCGUGGACUGUGAAUAUAAUGGCACGAUUGCAAGCAUUGAAGUCACAACGGAUCAAAUAUUCGAAGGUUGCCGAUUGAAACCAACCACUCUCGGGGUGAAGAUAGCUGACCAAACUGACGCUGCAUCAGCGCUUCGUACAACUUCGAUGGCUUUCCUAUCCCUGGUCGUGUGCUUCGUGCUGAGCAAGAUGUUCUGAGAAGAUGAUUGUUU